Molecule: messenger RNA, 2347 nt
Organism: Cylicocyclus nassatus
Lineage: Eukaryota; Metazoa; Nematoda; Chromadorea; Rhabditida; Strongylidae
Source: the annotation of a GenBank genome assembly
GUGCAUUUAUCGGAAUUCAUGGCUCGUUUCUCCACAAAUUUGUUCAGUACAUUUUCAGUAGCUUGAGUGGUGUAUGCUGCGUGAUGCGCCAGCGCAGUCCUCUGCGCCCGAAAAGGUCUCUCAGGUUUCACUCGUGCACGCAUCGGAUAGCGUUUACACCUUGCCUGCUUCAGCAAACUCCACAACAUCCAUAUUUCCGUCUUCAAAUCGGAUGACAAAGCAGCCGAUCCGCGUCAUUGCGCAACCACCACCUCGUUUUUCUUCUCCAUCGCAACACUAUCCAGCAUCGUCUGCAACUUCCACUGCACCUACCCCAUCAGUGAACACCACCCAUUGCACCAUUUCCACCCAGCCGAAGUCCUCCUAUGCCGUCCCAACGGUUGGAGUUCUACCAGUGGUGAAUAGAAGUUAUAGCGAGAUGGUUGAAUUCGCGGAAAGGCAGCGAAAGCAGAUCGAAGCAAAUCGUCGAGAAGUGGACCGGCGACAAGCUAUGCUAGCCCACUGCGGUACUGAUGCUAUUUAUAAGAUCAAGAUGAUACGUAGAGACUUGGCAGAAGAGGAAUUGGAGCUAAGGAGGCUUUCCGAGCUAGAGUACGAAAGUCAAAGUUUGGCAAAGCGGAAUAGUGAAAAGGAGUCGGAACUGAGCCAUCUUAGUGCAGAGUUACGUGAACAACAGAACGUACUACGCAUUGCAGCCGGAAGAGUGGAGAUGCUGCGGCGACAGAUCGAGGAACUGUACAGGAGACGACAAGCCGCAGCUGCGGCAGCACUCUCUGAGCACAGAAAAAUGCAACAACUGGCUCAUCGCGUCCAGGAGACAAAUCGUAUCGCUUCUAUCGCUGAGCGACCGAGAGCUUCGGUUGAACCGUUCCAAGUAAAUGCUUCAGUGAGAAAUGUUGCUGAAGCCGAGAAAGACGCAAAGGACGAGAAAUGCACUGUGAUCGACGUCUCAUUGGACAGCGACGAGUCAUCGAAACCUAUGUCAUCUCCGCCAGAUGAACCAGCAGACGUGGCUCCAAUUCCACCCAAACGUCCUCCUUCACCAGAACCGAGUAACUCAAGCUUGAGCAACCGCUGUGAUAUCAGUCCGUCACCGCCUAAAGAUCCACACCCCACUCUGGAAGAGGUCACUGUGCCUAAAAUGGACGUUAUAGAGAAGUCUUUGAGAAUGAGGGACUUGAUAUCGCUUCCAUCUUUCGCUGAUAGUCUAGAUGAAUCGAAACUUCGGAGUGGCAAAACCGAUUUAGUGUCCAUCAGAACCGAUUCCCUGAAAGCGGCUAAGCGAAGGUCGUGGGCUGCUUCGGAAGGAACGACAUCAUCAGAGGCUGAUACGAUUCGUCGUAUCCUCGAGGAGCAACGGAGGGGAAGGAAUCAUUUUAUUCCAGAGUUACCCACAUCGCACGAGGAACCAAAGGCAGAAACUGCAGACAAUGAGAAGGAAACUUCUUCUGAAUCAGAAAGAACGGUUGCGACUGAUGACGAAUCUGUGGCAAAGAGUGAUGAAGAGCCAAUAGAAAUGGAAGUGGAUCGACGAACUGUGAAGGGAAUCUUACGUCCAUUGGGAUUGAAAAAGGAACGACGAAGAAUAGAAUUUGAUCCGCUCGCUUUGAUGCUGGAUGCAGCCUUGGAAGGAGAGCUGGACUUAGUGAAGUCUAGUGCUGCGAAGCUUCCGGACGUUUCCGUUGCCAAUGACGAAGGAAUCACGGCACUUCACAAUGCGAUCUGUGCUGGACAUUACGAAAUUGUCAAGUUCCUCAUCGAAGCGGAUGCAGACGUGAAUGCUCAAGAUUCUGACGGCUGGACUCCUCUCCAUUGUGCCGCUAGUUGUAACAAUCUGCCAAUGGUACGGCAACUAGUAGAAGGAGGUGCAUGUGUGCUGGCUUCUACUUUGUCGGAUAUGGAGACCCCUGUCGAAAAGUGCGAAGAGGAUGAGGAAGGCUACGAUGGUUGUUUGCGGUAUUUGACUUCUGCUCAUAAUGCGACUGGCACCUUGAAUAAUGGAGUGGUCUACGCUGCAUAUGACUACGAUGCACAGUUUGCCGAUGAACUGUCUUUCAAAGCAGGAGACGAGUUGAGAGUGAUCAGCAAAGAUGACAAGGAGAAGAACUGGUGGACAUGUGAACGCAUUGGACAUAACGAAGUCGGACUUGUACCACGUACCUAUGUUGCGCUUUAUCCAGCAUUGCGGUUUAGGAAGAGAAAGAACUUCGUCAUGUUUGAUUUGCCGAUGGAUCUCUUUCCGGAUCCAUGUCCCCUCAGUCUCCUGAUUGAUUACAGAUUUUUUAUUGCUGGCUCGAAGCUUAUUAACAUAAUCUCAUCUGCUAUGCGCUGCUCUUCAUUGGGAUAG